Messenger RNA from Homalodisca vitripennis (glassy-winged sharpshooter), 1735 nucleotides. RefSeq names its product SCO-spondin-like. Gene Ontology annotation, molecular function: protein binding. NCBI's taxonomy places the organism in Eukaryota, Metazoa, Arthropoda, Insecta, Hemiptera, Cicadellidae. The record is from RefSeq and is a predicted model, not a curated record. The coding region runs from base 58 to 1599 and encodes 513 amino acids. The transcript is spliced from 9 exons.
UCGGCAACAAUCAACAAUGGUCUGGCGGGCCAGUAGCGAGCGGUAGUCAGUGCCAACAUGAUCGCGGGUGUGCUCUCCCUCGCGUUUCUGCUCUACCAGGCGGGGAUGACCUCUUGCUCGGGCCUGGACACUGCCUGUACCGGAGACGACCAGUGCUCUACACAGUACUCCAGAUGUAACCAGGGGCGCUGCUCUUGUCUCCCUUACUACGCACAGUACAACGGCACACAGUGCUUGCAGUCGACGCUCCUCGGCUUCGAAUGCAAAGUGUCGGAGCAGUGUUCACAGAAGGUCGCCAACAGCACCUGCCUGGCGGGUGUGUGUCGCUGUGAACCGGGCUUCUUACAGUUCCGCAGACACACCUGUCUCUCCCCCGCCAAGCUGGGAGAUGUCUGUUACUCUGACACUCACUGUCGCCUCUGGGAGACAGGAUCUCAGUGCGACUUCCUGAUACCCAAGCUGUUCGGCCGCUGCGUCUGCUCCCCUCCACUCCGCCAGUCCAAACAGGGGGCGGCGUGUCUCCCUCCCGUUUGGCCCGCCCGCCCCCGCCCCUCCUCCACCACCUCCCAGCUCCAGUUGACCACGCCCUACUACAAGCGGCCCAAUAACAAGCCGUCCUCUUCAUCCCCUCUACUGCAACUGACAACGCCCACAUUGGUGCAGCGGCCAGGGAGUAAACCGGCCACGCCCCUCGUCAACACCAUCCCCGCCCACUCCAAGGGCAAACCCACGCCGCUCAAGUCGGGCGGGGCGCCUGGGCGACCCCUGCGGACCCCUGAGCCCCCCACCACCACAGGGGCCCCCGCAACGACCCCGACCUUUCCUCCGAGCACUACGUCCCUGGCCACAACCACGACCGGGAAUCCGAUCGAGAUUUCCUCAAGACCUUCACAAGUGGUCGGCUCAGGUCCAGUGCUGAGGCUAGGGGACGAAUGGGCGUCCACCGUGUCCCUGGGGAUGCCCUGCGCCACGGACCGCCAGUGUCGUGCUCGGGACCCUGCCUCGCGCUGCCUGGCCGGGGUCUGCGAUUGCGCCAUCCGUAGCAACUCUACCACCUGCAGUGCGCGCAACACCGGCUGUCACCCUGGCACCUUUCAGUGCAGGGCGACAGGACAGUGUAUCAGCUCCCACUUCGUGUGUGACGGACGAGUUGACUGCGCCGAUGGCUCGGACGAAGAAUGUGAUGGCGGGGGUGGCCAUUGCCCCCCGGGCACCUUCAAAUGCUGGCGGAGUGGAGGCGGGGGCCGGUGCUUGUCGGGGGCGGCACGCUGCGACGGCCUCCGAGACUGCCCCCACGGUGAGGACGAGGCGGCCUGCAAGGAUCUCUCCGGCUCAGGAUGCCCCGAGGGAACACUGCGGUGUGGUGAUGGUACCUGCUUGCCCUCAUACGAGUUCUGCAAUGCCCACAUCUCGUGCCCGGACGGCAGUGACGAACCGGCUUCUGCCUGCCAGUCGACCGCCCCCGGCCCGGGGCUCUGCCCCUUCCGCUGCAACAACGGCCGGUGUAGAGCGACCGCCGUCGUAUGCUCCGGGAGGGACGGCUGUGGGGAUGGAAGCGACGAAGAGCGCUGUUCCGUCUGCAGGUGUCCAGCUCUGUAACUACCAACACCUACCAAUCACCUUUGGUCUCAUCUGCAUCUGCAUCUGUAUCUACAUCUACAUCUACAUCUACAACUGCAUCUGCAUCCAUCAUUUAUUUAUUCAUAGUAUUUUAGCAAUACAUUGUAAGUGUACA